Messenger RNA from Microthlaspi erraticum, 438 nucleotides. The record is from the annotation of a GenBank genome assembly. NCBI's taxonomy places the organism in Eukaryota, Viridiplantae, Streptophyta, Magnoliopsida, Brassicales, Brassicaceae.
AUGAUUCCUACAAGAUGCCACGAGAUCAACGGCUCACGUCCUCCGUCGUUAAAAGUCGCCGGAGAAUCCCUCUCCAUCAAGAAAACAACUUCGUGUAACGUCGUGAAGCAUCCGCGGCGAUUUGGACGGGAGGCUCCAGUAAUCAUCUACGCGCACUCUCCGAAAGUGAUUCACACGCGCGCUGAAGACUUCAUGGCCUUGGUUCAACGGCUCACAGGUGUCAACGAGGUUACUAGACGGAACCCUAACGAUGUUAGCGAAUCAUCCUCUUCUGUGGUAACGGAAGAGAUCAACGUUGUCGGUGAUGAUGACACGAGUCAGAGACAGUUACGACAAAACCUGGCUGAUAUUCCAUUGUUCACGCCGAGCUCGAUGACCUUGUUUGGUUCUCCAACUCAAUUUCUUUAUCUGUCACCGAAUCGGACCGACCCGGUUUAA